UUAGAACAAGACGAACGCGCAUCGAUCGAACUGCUCCGAUCGUCGCCACUACCGCGUUAUUGAGUGUGUUGACACAGUUGUUGUUGCAAAUAAUCAAUGGUUUUGUUUCGGACCGUCGUUAAAAUUGCUCCACGGACCACGGAGCCUAGAUCGGAUACGAGUGCAAGUAAUGUGUGAUUAAUUGUAUGUUAAUUAAGUGGACCGCUGCUACUGUAACCUGGUUAAAUGGAAAUUCUGUCGGAUGCAUUGAUCGAAGAUUUGUCGAAACCUUCAUUCGAGUGCAGAUUUGUGUUAAACUUGAUAGAAGUGAAUGUAAUGCAGUGUUGUGCAGAUUGAUAACUAGUACAUUAAUUUGAUGUGAAUGUAAUGUGAAUGUAUAUAUUAGGAAAUCGACAUGGAUAAUCAGACUUGUAUAUAACAUAGAACGAGAAAACUCUUUUUCCAACAUUGUAUCAACAUUAUUCUGAUAUCAGUUGAUCAAGAACAUUCAAGGUUGGAAUCCCGCCUUCGGGUGAUGACCGCGAAGAAGCAUGUUUGGCUAGGUUAGUAUGACAUCAUGCUCAUUCUGUGAGGUUGAAAAAAUGCAAUACGAUUGUUGAAUUUCAUUAGUUCUUCACCAAGUCCAUUGGUCAGGUAAUAUGUGAAAAUGGGAAUGUCGUCAAACGACUUUACAUGUUCAGAUUAGUGUAAGAAUGAUGCCAUUGUUUGAACGGUGAAUGCUUUUCAGUUGACACUAUAAAAUAGUUGUAUUCUCCUGCUAGUAAAAUUGUCGCACUUUAAAACGAAAUAAAUAGUUGUGAUCGUAAAACCUGACUGAGUGUGAACUAGCUUCAUCUGUUGCUCAAAAGUGCACAUUGAAUCCAGAAAAUCCGUGUUGUGGAGCGAUCAACCGUAAUUAUCAACAGUCAUCUCCAGUACAGAUUUGCACGUGCAAAUGGGGAACAAAUUGAGUGCUUGCUGUGAUAGCCUAGAGGCUAAAGGAUGCGGUAUCCGUUGUAGUUGCUGUGGAUGUAGCCUGACAAGACUUCGGAAACCAAUUGCAACGGGUUAUAAUAAUGGUCGACCGUUCGAGAGAAGAAAUCCUUUCGAUAAGCCAAUGAUGGAAAUGAGGAGUUUAGAUGAAAUCGACUCCCCCUCGGCCGAUGUUCUCACCAUCAAAUCGGUAGAUUUGUGCGUGCAAGAGAACGGGAAACUUCAUCAUACGAAACGGUUUGAGCUGAUGAACAGGGACGAACAAACGGGACCACUGCCCCGUCUGGUGGUACGCAGGGGUCAAACGUUCCGCCUACGAUUGCAUUGCGAUCGACCCUACGAUCGGAGUCGUGAUGCCAUGAGUUUGAUAUUCACCGUGGAUGACGAAGACCGACCAUCUCAUGGGCACGGAACGUUGGUGGCAAUUGCUCUGCAGCAGUAUCGGUAUCAGAUCGACGAUCCGCUAGAAUGGGGAGCGGCAAUUGAUUUUGUGAAUGGUGAUUUGUUGGAAAUCCUGGUGAAACCCGCUGUCACGGCUUCGGUUACCAAGUGGAAACUGGAUAUCGAUACAAAGUUGUUAAGUGAAGGAUUCGGGAAAAGUUUCUCUCUACCUCAACCUUUUUAUUUACUAUUCAAUCCAUGGUGUAGAGAUGACCAAGUGUAUAUAGAAGAUAAGGCUCAACGGGAUGAAUAUGUCAUGAACGACACCACUCUCAUUUGGAGAGGAUCCUACAAUCGGCUGCGGCCGUCAGUGUGGAAAUUUGGGCAAUUCGAAAAACACAUUCUAGACUGUUCCCUGCUGCUGGUCGCAAAAGUAGGAAAGGUGAGUGCAGUUCAUCGUGGCGAUCCAAUUCGGGUUAGUCGUGCCAUUUCUGCCGCUGUGAAUUCUCCGGAAGACGACGGCGCCUUGUUGGGUAAUUGGAGCGGAGAUUUUUCCGGUGGCACCGCUCCGACUAAGUGGGUUGGGUCGGUGGAAAUCUUACAACAAUACUACAAAAAGCAAAAACCGGUCAAGUACGGGCAGUGUUGGGUGUUUGCUGGGGCCAUUUCUACAAUUGCCAGAGCCAUCGGUAUUCCUUCGCGAAUCGUAACCAACUAUUCGUCUGCUCACGAUACGCAAGCUUCGCUGACCGUUGACUAUUUUGUGGACCAAAAUGGUAAGGUAAUGGAGGAAUUGAACUCGGAUUCAAUCUGGAACUAUCACGUGUGGAAUGAAGUUUGGAUGCAACGGCCAGAUCUGGGUAUAAGCUCCGAUGGAGAUUAUGGUGGAUGGCAGGCCAUCGAUGCGACUCCACAAGAGAUGUCUGAUGGAAUGUUCCGAUGUGGACCUGCUUCGGUUCUUGCGGUUAAACUCGGAGAGGUAUCCAAGCCGUACGACAAUAAUUUCUUGUUUGCGGAGGUCAAUGCUGAUAAGGUGUUCUGGAGAUACACUGGUCCUGCUCAUCCACUGAAAUUAAUUCGGAAAGAUAUUUACGGCAUUGGGCUGUUUAUCAGUACUAAAGCUGUUGGAAAGUGGGAACGUGAAGACAUCACCAGUAGCUACAAGUUCGACGAAAAAACUCAACAAGAACGUGACACCAUGUUGAAAGCGUUGAAGCAGUCCAACAGUGCAUUUAGUAGAUACUAUUUGAACGAAGAUUUUAAUGAGGUUUAUUUCAAUUUUGAACUAAGAGAUGACAUCAAAAUCGGAGAAUCUUUCUCAGUUAUCGUGCAAAUUAAGAACCGAUCUUCGGAAACGAUCCACACGAUAAAUGGCUAUUUAAACGUAGAAACAGUUCUCUACACAGGAAAGUCUCGGGAAAUGGUUAAGACCGAACCAUUCACUAUUAGUUUGAAGCCAAAUUCGGAAGAGUUCAUCAGAAUGGUGGUUACGUUUGACGAGUACUACAAGAAACUGCUCGAACAAGCUGCCUUCAAUAUCUCCUGUAUGGCAACUGUGAACAAUACAGACUACGAAUUUUUCGCCCAGGAUGAUUUCCGCGUUCGUAAGCCAGAUAUCAAAAUUAAGCUUGCCGAAACUCCUGUCUCACAGAGUCCUGUAGAGGUGACGCUUUCGCUGCAGAAUCCACUGCCAAUUCCUCUCAGAAAGGGUAUUUUCCACGUUGAAGGAUCAGGAAUUGAAAAGCCACUGAUUUUCAAGCAUUCUGAAAUUGCGGUUAGCGAGACAGUAAGCAAAACUUUCAGCUUGACACCAAUGUUUGCGGGUCGUGCCACCAUUGUUGCUAAAUUCACCUCUAAGGAAUUGGAUGAUGUAGAUGGAUUUCUAGCGUUUGAGGCUCAACCACGACCGGAAGAUAUUCUGAUGGAAACCAGUAAGAAUGAGAUCAUUGCGCGAACGGACGUGAUUGACUAAUUCUAUCGGAGUACACAUUCUUCGAAAAUUAAUGUGUUCAAACGGUACAUUACCAUAAAUAUUUAUCUAUUUCGUUUGUUGAAA
Messenger RNA from Toxorhynchites rutilus septentrionalis, 3409 nucleotides. RefSeq names its product annulin-like. Gene Ontology annotation, biological process: peptide cross-linking. The record is from RefSeq and is a predicted model, not a curated record. Gene Ontology annotation, molecular function: protein-glutamine gamma-glutamyltransferase activity. NCBI's taxonomy places the organism in Eukaryota, Metazoa, Arthropoda, Insecta, Diptera, Culicidae. The transcript has 6 exons. Bases 935 to 3325 code for a protein of 796 amino acids.